Messenger RNA from Cladocopium goreaui, 489 nucleotides. NCBI's taxonomy places the organism in Eukaryota, Dinophyceae, Suessiales, Symbiodiniaceae. The record is from the annotation of a GenBank genome assembly.
AUGGUUUGCAAUUGUUCUUUGCGCUGCCUUGUGAUCGUGCUGGCCCUGGCCGCAUCGCCAGUUGCUGCCCAGCAAUCCGAUAGCUUGUCGCAAGAGCAGCUCAAACCGCUAACGGAGUAUCGGCAGCAGCAUCGCCGCCUGUGCGUGCAACCAUGGUUUUCGCUUGUAUGCUCAGAGGACUCACGCGUUUACACUGGCUGCACUGACGCUGGGUUGUGCUGCUUGGCAAAUGCUUUGCGGCCUGGCUGGUGCAUGUGGCAGCUGGCAAGUGGGCUGAGCGAAGCGGCAUGGGGAUUCUGCGGUGCGCACUGCUUCUCCUUCCCCUUUCCUGCACGGGUGAACCCUUUGUGUUUGCUGGCAGUUGUAGAUUAUGAAGCCCUUCGAGAAGAAGCAGCUCAUGCUGCCAAAGCAAAGGCGCAAACAGUGCGAGAAUAUGUGGCCAAGCUUGGCAAAGCACAGCGCGCCGCAGAAGAAACGCUGGAGAUGUGA